This is a messenger RNA of Galeopterus variegatus (Sunda flying lemur), 2207 nucleotides long. Its product is annotated as ATP-binding cassette sub-family A member 9-like. Gene Ontology annotation, cellular component: membrane; intracellular membrane-bounded organelle. NCBI's taxonomy places the organism in Eukaryota, Metazoa, Chordata, Mammalia, Dermoptera, Cynocephalidae. Gene Ontology annotation, molecular function: ATP hydrolysis activity; lipid carrier activity; ATP binding. The record is from RefSeq and is a predicted model, not a curated record. Gene Ontology annotation, biological process: lipid transport; transmembrane transport. The annotation marks the transcript as partial. The transcript has 16 exons.
CUGAAUAUGGACAUCGACAAGCUCCCUUGUUUUUCCUGAAGUCCUCUUUUUGCUUUCAACACCAAAGGACUAGUCAUGUGACCCUUGAGAAUGAAGUAGAUUCUGAUCCUUCUUCUAGCGACUCUUUCGAACCAGUGUCUCCAGAAUUCCAUGGGAAAGAAGCCAUCAGAAUCAGAAAUCUUAAAAAAGAAUAUACAGGAAAGCAUGAAAAAGUAGAAGCCUUGAAAGGUCUUGUAUUUGACAUAUAUGAAGGCCAGAUCACUUCCCUCCUUGGUCACAGUGGAGCUGGAAAAACCACCUUAUUAAACAUACUUAGUGGGCUAUUGGUUCCAACAUCAGGUUCUGUCACGACCUAUAAUCACACACUUUCAGAAACGUCUGAUUUGGAAACUGUCCGCAAGUUCACUGGAGUUUGUCCACAAUCCAAUGUGCAAUUUGGCUUUCUCACUGUGAGAGAAAAUCUCAGGCUGUUUGCUAAAAUAAAAGGGAUUCUGCCAGAAGAAGUGGAGCAAGAGGUACAAAGUGUUUUACGGAACUUAGAGAUGGAAGAUAUUCAAGACAAUCUUGCUGAAAAUCUAAGUGGUGGACAAAAAAGGAAAUUAACUUUUGGGAUUGCCAUUUUAGGAGAUCCUCAGGUUUUGUUAUUGGAUGAACCAACUGCUGGAUUGGAUCCUCUUUCGAGACACCGAAUAUGGAAUCUCCUGAAAGAAAGGAAAUCAGACAGAGUAAUUCUCUUCAGUACCCAGUUCAUGGAUGAGGCUGACAUUCUGGCUGAUAGAAAGGUGUUCAUAUCCAAUGGGAGGCUGAAGUGUGCUGGCUCUUCUCUAUUCCUGAAGAAGAAAUGGGGCAUUGGCUACCAUUUAAGUUUACAUCUGAAUGAAAUGUGUGAUGCAGAGAGUAUAACGUCACUGGUUAAACAGCACGUCCCUGAUGCCAAAUUAACAGCACAAAGUGAAGAAAAACUUGUAUAUAUUUUGCCUUUGGAAAGGACAAACAAAUUUCCAGACCUUUACAGGGAUCUCGAUAGAUGUGCUAACCUAGGUAUUGAGAAUUAUGGUGUUUCUAUGACGUCUUUGAAUGAGGUGUUCCUGAAACUAGAAGGAAAGUCAACUAUUGAUGAAUCAGAUAUUGGAAUUUGGGGUCAAUUACAAAGUGAUGGGGUGGAAGACACAGGAAGCCUUGUUGAGCUGGAACAAGUUUUGUCUUCCUCCAGUGAAACAAGGAAAACAAUCAGUGGCAUGGCACUCUGGAGGCAGCAGCUCUGUGCAAUAGCAAAAGUUCGCUUCCUAAAGCUAAAGAAUGAAAGAAAAAGCCUGUUCUCUAUGUUAUUGCUUUUUGUGAUUAGCUUUUCCCCUCAACUUUUGGAACAUUUAUUCUAUGAGUUAUAUCAAAAAAGUUACUCUUGGGGACUGUCUCCCAAUAUGUACUUCCUCUCACCAGGACAACCACCACAAGAUCCUCUGACCCAGUUACUGGUCAUCAAUAAGACAGGGUCAAACAUUGAUAAUUUUAUACAUUCACUGAGGAAACAGAACAUAGCUUUGGAAGUGGACGACUUCGGAACUAGAAAUGGCAUGGACGAGCCAUUAUACAAUGGUGCUAUCACUGUGUCAGGUGAUGAAAAGGAUCACAGAUUUUCAGUAGCAUGUAAUACCAAAAGGCUGAACUGCUUUCCUGUUCUCAUGGAUAUCAUUAGCAAUGGGCUACUUGGAAUUUUUAAUUCCACAGAACACAUUCAAACUGAUAGAAGCACAUUUUUUGAAGAGCACAUGUCUUAUGAGCAUGGGUACCUGAGUAAUGCCUUCUGGAUACCAGUGGCCGCCUGCUUUACUCCUUACAUUUCGAUGAGCAGCAUUGAAGACUACAGAAAAAAAGCAUUUUCCCAGCUCCGUGUUUCAGGCCUCUACCCUUCUGCUUACUGGUUUGGACAGGCACUGGUGGAUAUUCCCCUGUACUUCUUGAUUCUCCUUCUAAUGCAAAUAAUGGAUUACAUUUAUAGCCCUGAUGAGAUUAUAUAUAUAAUUCAAAGCCUCUUAAUUCAGAUCCUGUGUAGUAUUGGAUAUGUCUCUUCUCUUGUCUUCUUGAUGUAUGUGAUUUCAUUCAUUUUUCGCAAUGGGAGAAAAAAUAGAGGCAUUUGGUCACUUUUCUUCUUAAUUGUAAGUAUGCAUCCAGUGCAUAUUAUUUUAUUUUACAAACAUUUUGAAUAA